Messenger RNA from Plasmodium cynomolgi strain B, 26652 nucleotides. RefSeq names its product ubiquitin transferase. Gene Ontology annotation, molecular function: ubiquitin-protein transferase activity; protein binding. Lineage: Eukaryota; Apicomplexa; Aconoidasida; Haemosporida; Plasmodiidae. The transcript has 2 exons. Bases 1 to 26652 code for a protein of 8883 amino acids. The record is from RefSeq and is a predicted model, not a curated record.
AUGAAUGAGCUAUAUUCGCUGUGCGAAGAUAUAGGAGAAAAGGACAAAAUUUUAAUUUCGGAAAAAUUAAGGAGUAAUUACGAAAAUAUUUUGCGCUUGUUACAUAAAGCAAGGGUCUACUUAGAAUUUGUCAGGUGUCUAAAAUUCACUGAAUAUAACCCCAGUAAGAACAAAAAGUGCGAAGAGGAUAUUUUAAAGUUCAUUAACUAUUUGGAGUCAAAGAAGAGGAAACAUUACCAGCACAUAUGUGGAACACUGAUCAAAUUCAUCAUUACGUCUCUCAAAAAAAGUGAUACUCCUGCGGAUAACAAACCGGACAUUGCCGAACUGGAGAAGCAAGCUAAUCUUGACAAUUACGAAAAAAGCAGCAUUAAAAAUGACGAAAAAGUUCAUGAUUCUACCAUAAGUGAAACGCAUAAAUUGAAGGAUAACGCAGAUGCGUGGGACAAAAACUGUAUUGACGAAAAAAGCGUGAUCGAGCCCUUUGACGAGUUGGAAGAAUAUGGAGAUUAUCUAUACAACGUUCUGAAUCAGAUGGAUAGUACAUCGUGGAAGGAUAAAAAAUAUGAGGAGUUCCUAAAAAUGAUUAGCCUGAAUGAUGCCAUCAUAAAUGAUGAAAAUGAAAAGGCAAAAAAUUCAGAAAGUAGAAGCUUCACAAACCUUUCAAAGGUAACAAACAACAUUAUUUUGUUGCCAAAGUAUUUGGAAAAUGUAAGAAAUUCUAUAUAUAACCAUCAGAAUAAGUCAAUAUCAGAGGUGCAGUCCAUGAUUGAGCAUGCCAUGAGUGAUAACAUAAAAGCUCCCUUGUUUAAAACAGGGAAAAUAAUAAGCGAAAUGCUUCCCUCUCCGGAUUAUGAAAAGUAUUGCUCUAACACAAAAUCGGAUUUUCUAAAUAAACUGGAUGAUACAUCCAUAGUGCAGGACAUGGUGUUCAAAAUUUUUAACCUAAACAAAAACCAGUCAAGUAGUGGCGCAGCAGUCCCAUCAAAUGUUUACAGCGUGAACUGUUACGACAUUUUUAAAAUUAUAUUAAAAGGGAUAAACUCUCUUAAAAAUGAAAACGAAGAAAUAUAUCUGUUUCUUAGACAGCUGCUUAACAAAACGAAGAAGAACUACACCCACAUGUGCAGCAAAGAAACAACAGAGACGCAUUUCAACCCAAGUGAUAAAUUGAAUUAUUCUUUUCUGCCAUUGCAUUUGUACAAUAACACUAGUGACAUUUGCAGGGAGAUAUUAAAAUAUGCCAUUUGUAAUAACGACUUGGUGUUCACGCUGAAGAUAGUCGACACCUUUUUAACCAUAGCGGUAUAUGAAAACUCGCUAAAAUAUUUGGUGCAUUUUUUGAACACCCUGGCGGAGUAUAUUAUUAUCCCCUAUCUGCGAAGUGAAAUAAGGUCGCGUUACAAAAAGGUUGGUGAUGAUCGAGACCUCAUCAGUGGCAAUAAAUUGGAGGAGAAAAAAAAGGAUUGCACUGUAGUAGGUGUAGAAAAUAGUAACAAGGAAUUCUGCUCCAGUUACACAAACUUCAACAAGCUAAUGUGCAAAAUUCCGUUGCACGAAUACGAAUCGCUGAAGCUGUUGGAACUCUUUUCCCUACAGUAUCCUAUGUUUUUAAAAAUAAACAAUAACCCACAGAGGUGCCUGAAAGAUAUCGCCAAGCCUUGUGAGUAUUCCAGUAAUGUCCUUCCCACGUACGGAUCGUACAUAUUUCAAGUGGCAGUCUCCUUCGAAAUUGACAAUUCUAUAAAGGUGUUGGAUGAACUUGGCUCAAAGUGCAAGAUAACAUUUCAGCUGGUGGAAGAUGAGGGGAAUGAAGAAAACAGCACAGAUGGCACUUCGGAGGAAGACGUGAGUAAACAAAAGGAGUACAACUUUUUGGAGAUUAAUUUUCAGCAGAAUCAUAUGUACACCAAAUUGAUGAAACCAUCUGGUGCAGAAUCAUUCGCGAAGGAAAAGGAUGAAACGGAAAGGGAGACUAAUGACAAAUCAAAUAAAAUGUCAAACGGAGAGCAUAACGAGCAGGACGCUAACCAGCCUAACAGUAUCAAUAACACCGAAGUAACCAGUCAUGAGAGAGGUAAGAACCGGACGAAAAAUGCGAAUAAACUGAUCAAUGUGUACGACAUUACGAACAUGAACACCAUCAUAUUUGACAUACUGAUCGAUCAAGGAUGUUACAGCAAUGAUGGGAAUACUUGCGAUUUUCAAAACGACCAUGGGAAAAUAGUGAUCUAUUCCAACGGAAGGCAUUUACUAACAACAAGUAUAAGAAAGAAGAACUCCCCGCUAGAUAACAACAUACUAAUAAAUAACAAUAUAAAGCUGAAGGUGUACACCUCACGCACGUGCAUCUUUGAGUUUCCAAAGGAGUGUUUCUGGUCUUCUGCAUUCGUCGAUGAAUUAGUAAACAGAAAAUUAAUCCCAGAUAUCAAUCGAAACUUUCUCCUCAGAAACCCGCUUAACAUAGUGGAGCUUUAUAAUAAGGUGUCCAUUGCUCUGAAUCGCUACAUGUAUCGUUUUUGCGAUUGGAAUGACGACGACUAUAGGAAGAUAAUGGAAAAAGAAACCUCAUACACAUUAUACAGAAACAUUGAUAUUUACACCUUUGAGACGCUAAUUAAGUGCACAGAAAAUAACAAUAAAAUUUUGACGAAGCUGUUCAAAUUGGCCAAAAGUUGCGCAGUUCCUGGGGGUGGACUUGUCCCUGAUGAGGACCAAGGCAAGAACGAGGUUUACCCGAACCGUUACACAACCCAUUGCACGAGUGAAACCAACGACCGUGUGGGAAUGUAUAGAGAGUACCUUUACGAAUGGAACCAAACUUCCGAUUCGCAAAUCUGCGCCUUGAGCAUUUUAAAGUUAUAUUUGAAAAACAACAUGCAUGUGCAAAAUAACAGGAUUGAAAAUAACGAGAACUUUUACUCCCUGUCGGAAAGAUUGAUUACAUCGUUUUUGAAAAUAAUUAAGCUGAAAACUCCGUUCAUAAGAAGAGACGAUUACUGCGUAAGUCAAUAUUAUCAAAUGGAGGAGUUGGACCUGAAUGGGAGUUUAUGGCUACUCAGGAGAAAUGUCUUUCAGAUACUACUAGAGGCGGAUAAAAUAAUUAUAAGCAAUGUUUUUAUGAGGAUUCACAUAGAGACCAUCUUAAAAUUGCUCAGGUUCUUUUCCGAUAAUAACAGCCUUGAUUCGCAGAUAAUACUGAAGCUGUUAAAGUCUCUGGAACAUAAGGGCAUUUUGGAAAUAAUGAUGAAACGGAUGUUAAGUGUCCCAUAUCACAACUGUUCAAGCGGUUCUUAUAAGAAGAUGAACUUAAGCUCCACUAGUCGUUACGUAAACUCUAAGAACAUGAACUCGUGCACAUUCUCGUCAGCGUCGUCUAAUUCGACUAUCUACAACGCUAGCGUGGAUAACAUAAAUGAUGCGAAUGCAAACAGAAAUAGGGAAGAAAAACGAAAGAAGAGAAAGUAUUACGAGGAAAACAAACACGAAAUUGAGAGAUACGAGAAGAGAAAAAAAAACACCAAGAGCAGGAUCAUAGACUGCACACACUUUGGAAUAUUCGUCGAAGAGCUAAUUUCUCUUAUAAAUCAUCAAACAAAUGAUGCAAUCAAUGUUCCCGUUGUGCAGUACAACGAAGAGAGCGAUUUUUUGAUGGAGAACAAAGCGUGUGAUAUUAUUCAUAAGUUGUGUUCUUUCUAUGAAGAUGAAUGGAGGAAUGAGAGCUGUGCAAAUUAUAGCUACUUUGACUUUUGUGUAAAAAUACUGAAUCAGAUAAAGCAUAAGAACAAUCAUGUGAGCAGUGCGAGUGAAGUGGCCUCUAUUUUUUUGCGGGGAAUUGUGCUGAUGCUGACAACAUACAUAUUGACCAUAGCAACGGAAUAUGAAAGCGCGAAAACGUUUUUGUAUCAGCCGGUCAUUCCGUUUUACAAUGCGUACGACGAAAUGGCAAGGGAGGGGGAAUCUGACGAUAGGAAGCAUGACUCCAUGAUGCAGUUAAGGAAUGCAAAAUGGGCAAAAGGCGAAAUAGAGCAAAUGGAAGACUUGGGGGACACCAGCGAAGAGGACGAAUCGGCGCGCAGGGACUUGUUGCCAAAUGGGUCCAACAUAUCGUCCACCUUGAAGAACCAUUUAUUUGACACGCUCAGCAAUGACAUGGAGGAUAGAAGCAGUUGUAACAGUAAGUACUCCAGUUUUUUUAGCCCUAGUUCGUCGCUAGACACAGAAAAUAAGCAUUUCUUAAUGUAUGCCAAGUGUGAUAGGAAGAAAAAAUCUUGGAUUCCCCUGGUGAGCAGCCCAAACCAUGGCCUACUAGAUGAUGUCAUAUCCCAUUCGGACGAUUCAGGAUCGCACAUAUAUAUAAACAAGAACGAAUUGUCAGACUUCAUUCAAACCAGUUUGGAGAGCAUAAAUGAUGAAAAUGUGGAUGUCACGCUAAAUCAGAAGAAGUCCAUCGAAUCGCAUAAUAGCAAGAGUAGGCCCACGCGCCUCUCCGAGUAUUACUACAACUCGGACGAGUCUGAAGAGUUCUACAUUAGAAAAAAUUUGCAGGACUAUAACGAAAUGAAUAGCGACUCGAACAACUUCAAAACACAGCUGAAUGGUAUAAUGUAUAAAUUUUCCAAAAAGAAAAAGUACAUGAAAAAUGGGAAGAAGCUUAAGCACCUGAGAAAGAAGAUAAUGAAAUAUAAGAAUGACUCCAAAAAACUGAACUUUAUAUUUUCCCUUUUGGAGGAAAUAUUAAAAAUAAUGCUGGGUGUGGGGUUGCGCGUCCUUUCGAGCAUUUCGUAUCACUACCUGUACGAGAAAAACGGGAUGCACAAAUUUAUAUACAUAUUUGGGUCUAAGGUGAUUCGAAAUGACUUAAAUGACAAAACGUCAUUUUUAGAGUUGUGUGAAAAUAUGAUUAAGCCGAAGAGUCUGACCCUCUUGCAAGCGUGCAAUUUUAUCAUAAGCGGAAUAAUACCCUGCCUGGGAUACGUCACCAACCUUUUUGUGGAUAAGAAAAGCAACAGAUAUUCCUACAUCAAGGAAUUGAAGAAUUAUCUGUCGUUAAAAAUGGCCCUGAACAUAUGGCCCAUGUUUUUAAAGAUAACAUUGCAGGGCCUCUUGACGUCUAGACAUCUCUCCUUCGAAAUGUCGGUGCACAAGGACAGUUUGCAUCCCAUUGCCGAGUGCUGCAUAAGCAUUACAAGUUUGGCCACUCAUUUCUUAACCUUCUUUACUGUUAUGUCAGACAAUGUUAGCAAAUAUGAAAUAUACGUGAAUAUGAGGAAAAACCUGAUGAGCGCGAACCCGUGCCCCAUACCGCUCAUUCUGAUCAAUGCCGCAAAAUACAUUCGCAUUUCGUCAAAAAGGAACAAGUACUACGAUUUUGAGAAGGCCAUAAGGACUAUUCUGCUUCAGCUUACAGAUUGCUCCGUGUGCGACUAUGAGAACUACCUGUUCAAUCACUACAUAAUUCCGGAGAGCAUUUCUAGCUUCUUAUCGGCUACGAAAAUGACUGGCGAGGAGGAGAUGAUCAAGGAGGGAUGCCACAACAGUAUAUUAACAAAUCGAUCCAACAAUGAAAUUAACAUAAGUGAGCUUAAGUCUGUGGCAAAGUCUUACAUGAAGACGUACAAAUCGAUGUACGCACAAGAGGAGGUAAUCCGUUCGAACAAUUUUGAAGGGAAACACCUUGGCAGCAAGACGGAAACGGAGAAGGCACCCACGGGAAACGAAUCCAGCAAAAUGUGCUCUAAGACAAACAUCGAAUUUUUGAAGAGACUGAUGAAUAAUGACAAGGAUGCUGUAAAGUACCUGGGCACAUUUUACAACGUGUUCCACAAAAAUUUCGAAAGAGCCCAAAUAGCCUUCGUUGCUGUGUUUUUGUACCUCAUCGGUUAUAACCACAGCCAAGUGAGAGACAUGGAGAAUGACCCACAGAAUGGUGUGUGCAGUAGGGAAAAAAAGGAAAGUGCCCUCAUAAGUGAAGCGCUAGAAAUGAAGAAAAUAACCAUAGCGUGCAAUUUGGCCAGGCAGGGAGUAAUUGACCUGAUAUCGAAGAGCCAAAUACAGCAUCAGAAGGGAAGCAUCGAAUGUAAGUUUUCGUCAAAGUCGAAGAAGAGCGAAGAGAAAGCGAACGAUAAAAGUAUGGAGUUCCUGGAAUUGUACAACAAGGAGGUGGACGAAGUGGAUAGAGUGGACGAAGUGGAUGCAGUGGACGAAGUGGAUGCAGUGGACGAAGUGGAUGGGGUGAACGAAGUGGAUGGAGUGGACGAAAUGGAUGGAGUGGAUCAAGUGGGUGCGGCGGACGAGGUGGGCGAUAGGAAGGGUGCGCUAGAUGAAAAGAAGCAGAGCAUUAACUCUACCAAUAGUGACGAACAGAACGAAUUUGUAUGCAGCAAGAGUAUACCGGAACAUGGGCAGCAACCCCUGUCAGAUGCAGAACGGGAUGGGUACAUUUCGUGCAAUUUGAGCAAAGAAGAAUUAAACUACCUGAACGAUGUGUUACCGAACGCGGAGAAGUGCAGCAACAAAAGUAGCGAGCUGUCAGCAGUAGACUUAAUAAAAAGGAAGAGGGAAAAACAAAUCGAUAAGAUAUUAAAAAAGUGUGAAUGGAUUAUUAAUACUUACCCACAUGGCUUAUGCCCGAUAGUUAUCAAGGACAAUUUUUCACACGAAUGGGAUGAGCACUUUGUGUUUAUGCGUCGAAAUUCGUAUGACAUCCCCAUUACUGCUAGGAAGAUAUACUCAGAUCGUAGUGACUUCUACUUGGUGCAGGAAGCUGCCACCAUGCCAACCUUUGCCAGCGCGUUAAAAACAAAUGUUUCCUCCCUGAGCUAUUUUGAUCAAAUCCUUAGACACCCAAAUAAUAUUGAUGAGAAACUGGAGUGUAUACAAUUUAGCACGGAGAAUAUUUUCGGAAAAGGGACGACUAAAAAUUUGUGUCUUCUGAAAAGAUUGUUAAAAACGUAUAAAAGGAAUGUUAGUUUGAAGGACUCCAAUAAUGGAGAUCCCAAAUCGGACAAGGAGAACGGGGAAAAUUCAAAGCAGCUACAUAUGUACGUUGGUAACAGCAAGACCAGGAAUUUCUCCAACAGUUGCCCAAGUUGCGAUAGCGCCAAUUUUUACAAUGAUGAGUCGAACUUUUAUAUGAAUUACAACUUCUGUGAAAAGAAUAAUGACAAUUCGAACAACUCUAUUAUUAUGAAAUACUCCAAUCAUGGUAAGAAUAAUGUGAAACAUGGUGUUGGAGGUUUAUGGCAAGAUUCUCGGUUGACGAAGAAUUAUAUUUUCCACCACGGCAAUGAUGUGACUCCAGGAGAAGAGCUAAACUCAACCAUGGUAAAUUGCAAAUCUGACUUUUAUUUUUUUUCCCCCAAAUCGUUUGAUGAAAAUGACUUCAUUAGCCGAAACGGCAACAACGGUAGCAAAUGGGACUGUAGCGCUGGGUACGUCACGAAGUACACCAAUUCAAUGUUGGAUUAUGAGGAAAACCUAUCGGACCAUAACUUGUCCGAGGUACACAAUAAAUGUAAUGGUCUUUCCAAAUCGCAAAAAAUCUUCUCCAUGCAUAAGCAAGACUUUAUGAGAGCGUACCAUGACGAAAUGAAGAACAAGCAGGGAUCUGACAAAAAAAAAGGAUUCCCCUCCUUUGACUGUUUUAGAGGUAAGGUCACCCCGGUUAAUUCGAAAGACGUGGACACAGAUGUAAUCGUAAAUGUUAACAGCAUUAUGGACCAGAGCGUCGACUCGAAGGACUUGUUGCAGUUAAAAGAAAUACUAAGCUUUUUAAUUAACGACACGGAUCUUGACACCGUUUUGAAUAUCAUCAGAAUAGAGCAGCUAACCACCCUGUGUCGUUACCUUAUCAGUAGGAGCUUAAAGUCUAUGCUGUGUGCAGGAAUUUUUGGAGGUAUUAAAAACCCCAUAGUGAACAUGAACAAGGAUAAUAAUGUAUGUCCGAAUAAGCGAUCCCAAAAGGGAUAUAACUCAAAUUCGGAUGACAUUAAAAAAAAGAAGAAGAGUAACUGCAAUGAGAAGAGCGUAGACAGGAGUGGGUUCUGUGCUAGUGAAAAUUAUGCCAAUGUGAAUAAUACCAACAGUGGAAGUGUGAAUCUCCCCGUGGGUAGUAGAAACCAGCAAACUAUGUCAGAUGGAAAGCGCCGCCUACUCGAGACGCACAUACCAAACGGAAACAAAAAGGAAAAGGGGAUCUCCUUCCACAAAAAGAACAGACGCAUCGCCCUAUGUGAUAAUGGCAAAUUUGGCACGCUCCGGGACCAAAGGAAGUAUAAAAAUUUCGAAACAAAUAAGAAGUAUAGCAAAGAUGACAAGAGGAAAAAGGGGAUAUUUGAGCAGUGGAGGCAGAAAUCCGCCAAAAGUAUGCAGUGGCCUGUCAUACUGGACUUGCUCGUGCCGUCCUCCAGCAGAGGUACAUACAACGAAGACAACAAAGCAAUUUCCAAUAUCGAGCCGUCCCUCUUCUCCGUGCAAAAUUAUGGCUGGAUGCUUCUGAAAUUGUUGCACAUUAUAACGAUAAAGUUUAGGAACGUCUCUCCGUUGAAGAACGUGAUUACACAGAUGAAUGAAGGAGGCAGAAACGGUGGGAGUAGUAGUAGCGCCUGGGGUGGUGCCCCUGGCGGCAGCCAAAAUGUAAAGAACCAAUUUUCACACCACUACUGGUUCACGCAACCUAUGGAGCACGCCUUGUCCUUUACCCUGACGGAUAUCACGAAGAGCACAUGUAUAUGGUACCUAAGGUACAAUCGCAAAAUGCUGAUGAACUCGUCUAACUUUUCGCAAAUUAUAAAAAAUUCCAUGAACACGCUGUGGAUUGAAAGUGUGUUGCGCUUGAUAGCUUUGCAAAUAUGCUUACGAGUGAAGCCACUGAAUGAUAGCAGAUAUGUAGUCCCGUUCUUGUACCACAUGUUGACUAUCUGCCAGCCGCUACUCAGAGAAGUGCACCUAGACAGUGAGAAUUUGAAGAAGAAGCACAUAGCAGGAAACAGAAGAACAAUUUUUAUGGAUGCAAAUAAUUCGCCAUUCGAAGUGAUAUGUUCUCAUUGCCACAAAUGCAUAACAGGAACUUCUAAAAAUGUGAACUCUAAGAUUUUCCCCAUUGGAAAGAAUUUAAAAAAUAUUAGGAAAAUAAACUCCAGCGAAAUGACCUACACCAAGAAAGCCUGCAACACCAGUGAGGAAACCAAAAAUAUGCUCGACGUAAAGGGAUAUAUACAUUCAGAACGUGUACAGAAGAAGCAGAAGAAAAUUAAACAAAAGGUCUUGCGCGUGAGGAACUACAAUUCUUCAGAGCAUGAGCACGAACAUGAUGUGAUAUUGGACAAUGUAAUCACAGGCAUUGUUGUGUACCACGAAACGGUUAACAAUGGUGUGCCUGUAAACAAAAAAAUGAUUUUGCAAAAUUUGAGUGGUUUUAAAAUAAAGAAGGAGUACACGCACGAAAAUCAGUAUUGGGCGUUGUGCACACAGCAAUAUUGCAAUUCCCCCCAUUACACAUUGCCGCUAAGAAAUGUGAAUAAGUCGGUCAAGCAUACGAACAGAAAUAUUUUCCAAAGUGUAGAUGACGAAUCGAAUUCAUGUUACUGGUCUAUCAGUGGGGACCCCGUUUAUAACAUUUAUGGUAAUGCCAAAGCGAUAUCAGAUGUGCAGCUAGAAAUAUGCGUCAACAAAAAUUAUGAUGCGUCUGUGAGAUCCUUCCUCAAAAAGAACAAUUUCGAAUUGGAACUUUCUAUUAACAACGAUGUGAAUGACGUGAUAAAUAUUUGGACGAAGAAGAAGGCAAUUAUUAUAAACAAGGAGUUGAUAGAGUGCACAGAUCCGUGUGCCGCCAGCCUUACGGGAAAUUCAUCACGAAAGGAAAAAUCAGUAGAUAACGAAAACGAGUUGGUAAAAAAUGAACUCCAAAAGGUCUCUAACGAGGAGAACGAGUUAAUAAACUCAGUGAGCAGAAGAAGCCGAUUUGAAAAUUACAUAAAUCGAAAUUAUGAGCAUGCAUCAGAACACGUUUGCCAGUGCAGGAAAUUUUCCACCGAUUAUGACCUUCCUAAUGAGAAUAACGACUGGUCGUACAAAAGUGUCCACUCUGAAAAUUGCAAAACGGGCAUCAGCAUGAGUACAUAUGACGAGAACGAUAACUUGAAUUAUAAGAAACUAAAAUUGAUAAGCUGGAAUUUGAUAAAAACGAUCUUGUGGGGGAUCCUAGUGUCUGGUGAAAAUUCCCACGGAGAGAACUCAGAUCAAGUCGUCUCAGAGAGUAGAACAAAAUGUGUAAAGAAUAAUCCAAGUAGUAACAUUCCGGAGGACAUAAAUGAGGAGUACACCUAUGGGAAUAACUACACCGAUUAUAAAUCUCAGUUUUAUUCGCUUCAAAGGAAGAGCCUCAUAGAAUCCGUUCUAAAAAUGAUCAUGUCUGUUUUGAUAAAGCUGUGCAACAUUGUGAAGCUGUACAAUGACUUGACAAAAAAUCAGCAGGGAUCCUUCUAUAUCAGAAUUAGUAACACAAAAAUAUGUAAGGAGCAAGUGAAAGAUUGUGAAAAAAUGAUCACUGAUUUUAUGUACUCCUUGAUAAAUUGUGUUCAGAAUUCUCCAACGGGGGCGGUGACUCUCCUAAGGUGCUUUCUCUUCGGCCAGGAUAAUCCUACCUACCGUUUUAAGAAACUGAAUAAGCUCAAUAUAAAUUGCAAUUUUUACAGACUGAUCACGGAAUGUAUUAAGAAAGCCCCUAACGACGCAGACGACAUCACCGUUUUUUUCAAAAACUACUUUGAUAAAAAGAUUGUAAAAAUGUAUGGAAUAGAUCAAGAAAGUAAUUCGAUGAACCAGGUUAGAAAGAUCAAAACAACGACCGUUGCCCCAGUGAGAGGGAGUGCCAGCAAUGCGGCCUACAACAGCGUGGCUGCGUCACCGAAGGAGAAUCUCAACCAUGGAAGCUGCAUAAGGCAUAAAGGAACGAACAUGAAAAUGUCUAAUUUUUUCUUUAAAAAUUAUGACACGAAUGUGAUGAGAAAUUAUAAGCAGAGUAAGAUACAUGGAUUCUUUCUGCUGAGGUGUUUGCCCCCCAUUAAGAUGUUCCCGAAGCAGUUGAUCUUACAGGAAACGAAAAAGUUGUUUCAUAGCGAGGUGAGUUUUUCCCACGAGAGUAGUACCGAAUCGACGCCUAAAGAAUAUGAUGACAGAAAAGGAGUCAAUAGUGCAAAUGAAACGUGCCAAAAUGAUGAGUUGCCAGUAAAUACAAGUUCGAAGGAGAACAUUUCUUCUGUCAAUUAUCAGAUGGACAUAAAUACGGCCAAUAAUGAAGGAAACUCCCAAUGUAACAGUAUCAAUGAUAUAUUAGGAUUGAUACCGAGGGUAUCGUACAGGAAUCACCCCUUUGAUGAAUUGCCCCAAUCUGAGUUUUUCAUGUCGAGUAGACCGUCAGACGAUUUUGAAGCGAACAUGGAAGGAAGAGUUCUGAGAGUGUUGCGUGGAUUAAAUUUAGGAGGUGUCGUUUUAUGCCUAGCACCACUGACAUUCCCUGCUUUGAAUAUUGGUCCGAACGAAGUAAACGAUAUAAUAAAUUUUCGUAUUCAGACGAGAGGCCGCUUCGGUGUGACCGUUGCCCCAGCAGAAUGCGUUUUGUCGAACGUGUCCGAAGUAUUUGACAGAAAUGACGUAGUUGGAUUUCGCACAAAUAUGUGUCCUCCAUUUAGACACGACGUGUUUGCCGCCAAUGUGCAGUAUGAGCUAGGCGAUUUAUUGAGCGUAAAAUUCAAUGUAGAAGACCAGCAGAAUCAGAAAUGCUUAAGAACAGAACUAAUGGUUUCAGGGGUCAGCAUCGGAUCCGUUCUUGAAGUGCUAUUCGAAGCAGAUUCGCAAAUCGAAUUCGAAAGGAGAAUGAACUUAAUAUUUAUUUUUCAAGAUCCGAUGACGAUUGUGUAUGAGGGCCCAACCUUCAGCAUGGAGUAUGUAGACCCAAACAGCAAGAAGUCCAGGAAUGCCAGAAAUGAAAAAAAAAAUUUGGAUGAGGAGUACCUGAACGAAUUUUAUGCCAUUGCUGGGCAUAACAAGAAGAACAUAAAGAAGCAGUUAAAAAAGAUAAAACUAAAAAAGAAAGAGUUCUACGAAUCGGUGAAACUUUAUCAGUCCAUUCUCGAUUCGGACAAUGAAAUAUUGAAGGACUUGAAGCAUGAAGUUAUAAUAAGAAUGAACACAACGUUGACUAGUGUAGCAGACCAUUUGAGGAAGAAUUCAUCAGCUUAUUUAUUUAUGGACCGAGUAGGGGAGAACUUCUCACAUGUUAGCAAUUUGGAAAACAUUCCCCAUUUUAACAAAACGAAAAGCCCUAAAUUGACACUUCUAAACACUCAAUCGUGUGAGGCACUGAGAAAUAAGGGUCCUGCUAACCUUGAUAAGGAGAGACCCCUCCUGGAUAAGAGGACGAACAAAUAUGUGCAUAAAAAAACGCACAAUUCGGUAUUCAGCAGCACAGGAGGAGAGAAAUAUGAAGCGCGAGAAGGUAAUGCUCGAAGGAGUGAUAUGAAGGAGGAAUUCACCUUUUCCGAUCAAAACACUUAUAACAUAAUUAAUUUUAACGAAAAUGCGAAUGGCGCAGAUCACACAAAUAACGAUGUGAAGUCCAAAGAAUUGCGGAACCGCCCCUCAGAGAUUGACAAAUUAAUGCAACAGAGGAGUGACCAGGCGUAUGUCAUGAAUCAAAAUUCGUCUCUCUACGUAAAUGUGUACAACAAAAAGGGGAAAGCAGGGUUAGAUAUAAACAAAUGCAUGAGAGAAGUUUUGUCCAUCAUAUGCGUCUUGGGAUUAAAUGUAAACCCCGAAGAGAAAAAAAAAUUUGAAGAUAAAAAUCAGGAUGGGAAGAACUCCUCCAUUGAUGAACUUCCCUGGUUGUCAAGCUUAUCCGAGUUAAAAAAUUCAGUAGCGUACAGUUUGGACAGAAAAUGCGUCGAGCUGUUUUUCUGCAAUUUGGUAGACAUCAUCUGUAGUGAUGUUUUCCUCCACGCCAUUUUUAAUUUUGUUACAAAGAAAUUGCACAAGAAGGAGGAGACCAUGAGCAAGGUGAAGCACAGCACAAAUGGGGCCAAAAACAACAAAAAGGUUAAGAAGAGGUUUAAAAAUUUAAGCGAAUUUGAGUCUAAGAAAGUUCUAGAAACAGCGGCAGAUUCAUACAACCAGAAUAGGGUGAACAAUGAGAACAGCACCAACAGCGCAAAUACGUUAAAUGAGAUCAAUAUAAACAAUUGUGGCUGUAUGGACAAUAGUGUAACCUCAGGAAAUGCUAACAGCAAUAAUGAUAACUCUUUAAUGAAUUCAAUUUUUAUCGAAGAAAAUGGAUCGUUAGAAGAACAUGAAGAAAGUCAGUUAGGUAAUGACAAUCAGGAAAUCUUUAUCAGGAAGGACAAGCUCAAGCUGGCAGACACGAGCUUAGACAACAAGGGUUCAGAUUUUAAGAAUAUUUCCUUUUCAGAUAAGGUUAGCAAAAAUGGCUUUUUCGAAUAUAGCCUGUGCUUGAUUGGAACCAAGGCAAUUAUGUGUUGCUGCAUUUUGUUGCGAACUCUGCUGGAGAUGAAUUCCGAUGGGUUCUAUAAACCCAAUGAGAGUGUGUAUGGGUCUUUUAAGAAGCUUCUAAGCUUUAUUAAGGUAUUUUUCUUCGUGGAUAUUGGCAUAAGUGAUGCGCUGAUAGUGCAUUUUGCGAGGAGGAACUCUGUGAACGUUGAGCACCUCUUUGGCAGCGGCAAGAGGGGAGCUUCUGAAUGGGAAGCUUCUCAAGGGGGAGGUCCUAAACAUGGUGACGCACAAAACACUACUUCUGAACCUGCCGUUGCGAUCGCCUCCUCCUUCGUCGGCAGCUUCCUGAACAAGGCAGAGAGUGAAAACUGCAGAUUAUUCUCCGAAGACGCGAAAGACGUCUACUUGGCGCCCCCCUAUACCCCCGAUGGAAAGAGCAGCGUUGACAAGGAAGGAACCAAAAACGAACAAGUGAACUUGUUAGAAAUUCUAACGAUUUGUGGAAUUCCAUCGGACUUUUUCCAAUACUUUAACAUAAGAACUCCAGCAAUUAAGAAUCAGCAGGUGAUAACUCAGAAUGACACGUUCGAUUUGUGGAUCUACAUCCUGAACCUCCUAGCUUGUUUCAACAGCCAAAGUAGGUAUUCCCUAUGUUUCCCCCAGAAUGUCCAUCAGCUAAGUAAUGGCUGCGUGAAGAGUGCCCUUUUCGAUUUUGAGUAUUCCAAUUCGAGUUUUUCCAACAAGAUAGUACGCAAAACGGCGAAGUUUUUUGCAGGGUGGUUGUUAAAAAAGUAUCUAAUCGACUUAAGCUGCGUUAUGGCAUCCUUACUGCCAAAAUUGUUUAUGGACGAGCUGAGAGAGAGCUUGGUAAGAAUAAACGAAGGUGCGAAGAUUGGAGAACAGGUAGGGACCAUCAACAGCGGCUGCUUGGAUCUCACUACAAGGGGACCCAUUCCGUGCAGUAAUAAUAAUAAUAAUACCAUUGUGAAAGCGACAAACCUGAACAGGAGGAAUAAGAAAAAUGAAAUAUUUUCGAAAAAAAAUGGGGAAGGCAAAACCAACAUGAUGUUCAACAACGCAAAUGGCAGAGUGUACGAUUCGUCUGGUGAUAAAAUGGACGGAGAAGAUAGCCAGCAUUACUUUGGUUACGACCCUGCUGAUGGAAAUAAGAAUGGCGCUUUGUGGACGGAUGACGAUGGCGACUAUACGCAGGACGAUAGAGACGAAAGUUUCAACAACAAAACGGUGCACCACAACAAUGAGAGAAGAAGCAGUAGAAUAAGAAGAAGAAGCAACAAAAUAAAUAACAUAUCUGAGCUGAUGAGCGGCGCGUUGAAGAAUAAGGAGGAGAUGCUAAACAUAUUUAGUGUCAUGUACCUCUUCCGCAUAUGCAUUUAUUACCUAAGUAGAAGCAAAGAUUUUAGGAAAGAGGAUUAUUGGCAAGAAUACCAAGGACAGAUUAGAAACUCGAAGAUGAAACAAAAUGUGUAUAAGCUGCUUAACGAGAAGAGUUGCAAAUGUUCCCUCCUGUUCGGAUGGCAAAGGAUAUUCUACCAGUGUGUAAUCACUUGGGAUGAUAAACAGUUAGUAGAUCAGCUGCUGCUUAUAAUUCAGUCCGAAUUGCUAUACCAUUUAGUGGGUUCUAUUGCUCAGAGCGUGUCUCAAAAGAGAGUGAAAGUGGACAUGUUUUAUGCCAUUUCUCCAUCGGUUCACGUUGCGCACUGGAUGUUGGAUACAUUUGUUAGACAUCCCCUAUGUCCAUCGAGAGUAAGAUCUUGCUGUGUUACUCCCUUAGCAGUUACCUCCCUCUUUGGGUUAAUUAUGAAUGGAAAUAGACUACCCAUCUUCAUUGGCAUAGAUGCAUGCAGACUGGUGUACUGGUCUUGUGUAGUGUAUAUAUUACAAAACAGUCGGAGCCACAAAAAGUAUAAGAAAUUGCAGGACAUUGAUAUGUUAACGCAGUUUAGCGUUGAAGUUGACACGAUGGCUGACGAUUACGAUUUGAAAAGUAAGGACUAUAAGAACUCCUUGGAAAGGAAAAACGAAAGAUACAACACUCUUCGGAACAAGUACCAACGAGUCAAGUGCAAUUACCACGCAUUUUUGUCUUACCUUUUUAACUGUGUGCACAUUUGUGGCUCCUCCCUUUUUAACCAAAUUUUGAACCUGAAUAGGGAAAACAAUUACAAAAGCACAAACGGUAAUAAGAACAAAGCCAUCGACAUCAGCAACAACAAUGUUAGAAAUAAUAACGAACACGUGAACAACAUUAUAGACAACCUAAACAACAACAUUAAUGAUAUCCUCAGCUGUAUACAAAACUCCGCGAACAAUAGGAUGAUAAAUAAUAACUUCAACGGAAUCAGCAGUGUUAGCAAUGAAACUAUCUACAAUUUGAACAUAAACAACAGGGCCAGUCCGAACAUUUCCUCGAACAAUGUGAAUAACAACAGCCUGCAGGAGAACACCGAAACGGUUAACUCGUGUAAUAAUGGGAACACCCCGACAACUGCCAACACACUGUAUAUAAACACCACGGUUGGUAGUACCAAGAACGAGAAGAAGUCAACUCACAAUUUUGCCCAUUUUGAUCUGUUCGAAAAUAAGGAGAAAAGCACGUACAGUCCUCUCAAGAUUAACGCAGCGUUACUUAUACACUACUUCGCUUGUGCUGCGUACUACAUUAAGAAGGUCGAUAUGUGUAACAACAUGAAUUACUACGAUGAGCAUGUGCAUACUAAUUUUAAGCAGUACUGUCUUUACCUAUACGUGGUGGAUCACGUGUCAAAGAUGUAUGCUAAGAGCGUGAGACGAAGCGGCAGACUAAGAGGACUUCCCAAGGUGGAUGAAUCGAACCUUGGAGCAGAAUCUUCCCCUUCGGAUGGCUUGAAAAAAAACCCAAAUGAAAGUUCGCAAGAUUUGUGCGAUUUUGCCAUUAAAAAGGGAGCAAAAAAUUGUUCCAUGCAGCACAGUAAGGAGGAAGAAGAACAAAAAAGGACUAGUACACUCAAGGGGGACAAAAACAAGCACCUAUUCUUUGCUGAGAAUAACAAAAUUAUGAAUGCCGUGGAGAGAAGAGACAUUCUAGAUGACCCCUACGAGGGCAACUACCCCGAAAUGUUCGUCGACAAUGUGCUGCAGUUGAGCAAGAAAGUUUGCGCAAAUGUCAUAAUUGAUAUUAAUGAAAAAAUACACCACGUAUGUUCUCCCAACGCGGAUGUGAUUAAGCUGAAAAUAAAGGAUAUGUUCCCGAUACCUAAGGAAAAAACGGAGUUCUUUGCACCAGGGGGGAGAUACCCGCAGGGGCACCAUGACAGUUCGCACAAACAGGGCACUAUUGGAAGCGACAAUCAUAAUGUAGAUCGAAUCAUGCAUUUAGUGCAAAGGGAAAAGGAAGAACUAAAGCAUGUCACCAGAAAGGCGAUUGAACACCCUUCGAUAGUGUUCAGCGCGGACAACGAUUUUCACUACGUUCUACAAGAAAUUAAGCAUAAUAAGGUUCAAGAAUUUUUGUUCCUCGAAUCGAAAUCGUUAAGUGCGGACUUGCACCUGGACAGUGUUGGAAAGGUCAAUUUGGGUUCCCAUAUCCAACUAGUUGAUUUGUGUAACUUGCCACAAGCUUUCAUUCUAACGGGAGAUUCCGAAAUAUACUCAGGUGCACACAACUCUUCCUUUAGCAUUUCUCUUGGAGUAUCGAAUAAACAGAAAGGCGCAGUGCAUCGAUUUAGCGAUUUGGUACAUGUAGAAGUGGGGCUACUAAAUGUGAGUGUCAAUUACGAUUCAGGACAAAAAGACACGUCGCACAGUCUAGAUGAACCAAACAUGGGUGAAUUGAAAAGGUACAGGAACUGCAAGAUGUCAGUCAAUAGAGAAUUUUACAAAAACAGCAACAGUGCUAAUUCGCACAAACUUACAGAGAAUAUGCUCAUUAGCUAUAACAAUUACGCACAACACGAUGUGGAGGCAGAAAAAAUGUUAAAGUAUGCUUCUUUCUUACCAAAAAGUGUGGAGAAAAAGGUGUACGCGAAAAGGGCAAAUCCAAAUGAGUACAGUUGUGCCCAUACAGCAGAUGCGCUCCACGCGAAGGCGACUAAACAGGUUAGGAAGAAUCAUUUGAGCUACUCCGCAAUGAACAAAAGAGGCACUAGCGGUAAGAGGUUUUCCAUGAACAGCUAUGAAGACGAAGAUGGAAAUGGAAAUGGAAACGGCAGUGGCUGUGGCAGUGGCAAUGGCAUUGGCAGAGAUAAUUAUGACCAGUGUCUCAUGUCCGAUGCGUACGACAUUUCGUACUCGAAGACGCUAUCCGACAUGAGCGCCACGAAUUCGAAUGAUGCAUACAACAGGGUGAACAGUUCUAUCACGCUGAAUAUUGCGGACGGGACGGUGUCGACCAUGGGGUUAUUUUUCGACAGCGCUGUUGAAAAUCCCAAGCCCCUAAUGAGAAAUAAAGUAUCCUCCGCGGAUAACGUUAUCCUAAAAGUGAAGGUCAUUGGGAAGCAGGUUCUGUGGUUCUCGAAUGAAACUCUAGUUUUUCGAAAAGAGUUCAGUGCGCAGAUGACGAAUUUUGUCCCACUCAUCAAGGUAACACCCAUCGUGCCACAUAACAAGUUAGACGAAUUUCAGGAUAGUACUUUUGGCAGCUGCUCAAUUCACAUGAAAUUUAUUGACACGAAUGAAAAGAUAUUCGUAUCGCCGCUCACCAACUUUUACUUUAAAUUCGAAAAUGUACACAAAAUGAAAUAUAGAAAUAACUGCACGACAAAUAUGAACAAGAAUUGGAAGAGAAGCCUGUGGAAGCGCACGUGUUUCGUCCUCCCAGAUGCCGCCUGGGCAUGCAGAUCCUCAACCAAAGUAGUGAAGAAGAGCAAAAUGCCCCUCAUAAUAGCGCAACCGGAUAAUGAAAUACUAAUACAUUAUUAUAGUUCCAAGUCUAAUCACAUAUGCAGUGGUGACCCCUUUUCCAACACGUUAUUUUUAACUCCCAAUAUGCAAAUAAAAAGCGAGCCGGUAAACUUUGACAAUGUUAUGCAUUGCAAAAGUGUGCAGGGGGACAAAUGGAAUUUUCUAACCCUAGAAAAUGUCAGAAGUGUAAGAAAUGUACCAGUCAUCAAUUACUACGGUGUUGCCAACUCGUAUAAGCAAUCAGAAAUGGACAAAAUUGACUUAGAUGCACUGAACAGUUGCGAGCAGAAAAAUGUCAAGGCUAUUGCGAGCAUCCAAAAUAUAACCAACAUACAGAAAACGUACGCGAAGAUUCUCGAAACGAACACAAAGAAAGACAUGGAGAAGGAAAGCUCUAACAUAAUCAUGAAGGGAGAGAUGAAUCUGCACAACCAUUUCAAUAGGCUGUGCAAGAAUGAAGAUAUAGGAAUGAAUGCGAAGAGCAAUUUCGACAUUGCACAUAACUAUUCCAAGACAAAUAAGAGCAGGAGCAAUGAAAGGAAGAAGAAAAGUUUAAAUGCUAACGUGGGGUUGAAGGCGAACUACUACGAUGUAAAUGAUGUGAAUAGAACUCAUUACACUUCCUACUACCACGAAUUGAUCCCAGAAAAUAAUGGCCGCAAUUUUAUGCACAGCAACUACAUCAAUGAUUACUUCACCACGAGCAAUGACUCCAAUGUGCACAUAAAAUAUAGGCUUCACAAUUUCCACAAAAUAAAGAAGGACUACUCGUAUAAUGUAAAGUACAGCUCCAUACAAGAAAUUAACGACACUGGUACGCACGGGAAGGCCAAGUACAUCUUCGAUGAAAAAAAACAGAGCAUAAACGACUCACACAGGAGGAAGAAAUAUAUCAAUAGUAACAAAAUAUUUUGCAAGGAAGAUCAUGUGAAUGAUGACAGCUAUUCAUUCAUAAGUAAUAUGCACGACCCAUGUGGCACCCUGAAUGAGGACAAAGCGAUGAGCAAUAAUAUGUAUGCCCCAAAGCAGGACAAGAAAAACGAUAUGAACAGCGUCGAACAGUACUACAAUUAUAGACAGCACGGGGAUGAAUCGAGCAACUGUUCUAUGUAUUACAUAGGGUGCAAAGAGUUUAAACUCUGCGUCGAUUCGUACGAAGCGCUGUUCCCCGCGAAACAUUUUAUUUUCAACUGUACCGUCAACUUUGAAGAAGGUGAUAACAGGAACGGUGCUAAUGAGGUGAAAAAUUCGGUGGGAAUUUUAUGGGGAGGGUACCGUUGGUUAUGGACAAGCAAUGGGAAAUUCAUAUGCCCAUUGAAACUACCCCUCUGUGUGUCGGAAUUUCCACCAGAAAAAAUUGAAGAGUGUGAAAUGGAAGUAGCCAAUUUUAAGUCGAACGAUAAUUUGUGUGUCGAAUUUGAGCCUCACCUCCAAAGCCUCUUCUUUUACAAAAAUGGAAAAUAUGAAUUUGGAUUUAAAUUUGACACCUUCUAUAAUUAUAGAAACGCUGUGGGAAACUGGGUAUAUGAAAAGAGUAAGGAUGCAAAAAUGGAAGCUGCUCGAAAUGUGUCCAAGUAUUCCUACUCGAGCAGCCUCAGCAACGGAAAUGUGAACGAUUUUGGUGCUACCAAAAAUGAGGAUGUCAACAAGUAUCGAAGUAGUACUAAUGAGAAGGGCUCCCUGCCGAAGGAUAUGCAUAAGAUUCAGAAAGAGCAAGACAUGAAGGAUUAUGGUAACGAAGUGGACACGGCGCAGGGGUACAUGAAUAGCCACUUCAACUCUUGUCAUAACACCAAGGCGAGUAACCUGUGCGCACACUCCAUCUCCAAUGAGCAUAAGUGCAGCAAAAGAGUUAGUGGCACAAAUAAUAUGAAGAGUAAGGAGAAAAGAAUGAAUAGGGACACAAGCAGCGGUAAUGGGAACCACCACGAGGAUGUUACGGAAGAUAGCGAAAAUAAAACGGUGAUGCGGAUAAAAAACCACGUUAAUAUGAUCAAAUUAUACAACUCGCUAUUGCUAAAUGAUUGUGAUAAUGUAUCCUCCAUUCUGAUGUAUAACCCAGACUUGCUAGCAAAAUCGGAUGAAACGAAGCAGGAGGUAUCCUUUGAGCAUUACGAAAUAAAUCAAGAAGAUUUUCCAUGUGAACUUGUAUCGUCUAUGAAGAAUAUUAUUUACGAAAAAGAUUUAACCCCGCUCAUGUUGGCUUGCAGAAUUGGAUGUGAAGAAUGUGUGCAGAAAAUAAUAGAAAUAGGAAAAGUGAACCCUAAUAAAGUCUGUCACAAAGUGGAAAAGGAAACCCCCCUAAUGGUUGCUGCACAGUAUGGGUACAGUCGACUCGUGAGCAUGUUAGUCUGUGUAUAUGGUGUGCAGAUAAAUAAAAAAGAUGCAAAAGGGAACACAGCGUUGCAUAAGGUGUUACUCCAGCCGUGCCCAGAUGAUGGGAAGAAAAAUUGCACCUCGAAGAUGGUGCAGCUGCUACUCAAAUUAGGGGCCGACAUCAGUUUGGUGAACAAAAAAGGGUUAUCUGUGGAAGACUUGGUGCAAAAGAAUUUAAUUAAAAAUAAGAAAGUAGAAGCUAUUUUAAAAAUGUGGAUAAAGCUAUCACUAAAGAGUAAGAAAAAGGACAAGAAAAGUUAUAUCAACAAGGACCUCAUCCCCGGUUUGCUUUCCAACUGUUCCGUAGUCAUAGGCCUUCCCAUAUGCUUAAACAACUCCAGUAAUAGCUACUCCUCCGUGAAGAUAAACUCCUUCGUCAUUGGGGGCGAAGAGUUAGUUACUGCUAGAAGUUACAAACCGGUUGGCAGCUGCGACGAUGAGGUGGACUGCAGCCAAUACAACCAGAACAAUAAUGAAUGGAAAGGCAGAAGGACAGACGAGGAAUACUACAGCUGCGAUAACUCCUCCAGAAAUAUGUCCAUAUCGAACUUUUGCAAUGUAGAUGGUAAAACGGAUGCAAAGGGUGAAAAGGGCGAGAAAGUCGAGACGGAUGAGAAGGGUGAGAAGCAAGGCCUGUCCAAAGGAAACCACUUUUUAAAAGACGCAUCCGCCAUGGAGAAAGUGAACAGAACGAGUGAUAAAUUUUUGGAAGAGCUAAGCUACGGCACACAGCUGAACAACUUUUCGGGAAGGAAACCAAUUGGCAGAUUAAACGACGCGGAGGAUGCACACUUUGAGGAACGAACGAAUAGGUCGGACCCCACAGACCAGAAGAGGAAGAAUCCAAUCAGUUAUAAGGCCGACAUGAAUUCGAUAUAUGAGCGGCUUGAAAGGAAGGUCAGCAGCGACAGCGGCCACACGAAUCAUUUCCCCUCCAUGGGCGAAGGCACGAUCUGCUCUCAGAAGGAGAACCUGAGCGACAUAGUCAUGUGCGAAAAUGAUGCCGAAAAUUAUGAGGAUAACGAAAACCGUGGUGAUAACAACCGUGAUGGUAGCCAAAACGAUGGUGAAAGCGUCGCCACGCUGAGCAGAAACAAAUUGACGCGCAAACCGGUGGGUGACAAGCAGAGAGGGAAUGGCCAGUAUACAUCCGUGGAGGAAGGACACAGCGAAGACGAGCGAGAGAGUUAUAGCCAAGGUGCCCCGUACAGAUUGUCAAGCCGGGCAAAACUGUGCAAAGAUAAAAAUGACUUACUGAACCAUUUGAUUGUCCAUUCUCGAGGUGAUGGUAAGUAUGAAGAUACCGACGUGGAGUUCAUGUUGGACGAAGAAGAGAAGCUAAUGAAAAAUCGCAUCACACAGAAGGAGGCAAGAAGUAAGGAAGACCUUCACUACGAAGAUCUGAACUGCAAAGGAAGAAAUAUCAAAAAAAAAUGUUUUGUAUUUUCCAGCACGAGGAAAAAUAUGUUCAACUAUCAAGAUCUGCAAGGAAGUCUAAUCGAAUUUAUUAACAAAUCAGGUGUCUUCUCGGACAUAUUUAAAAAUAAUGGAUACAUGGAUGCUAAGAGUAUCCCCAAAUUUGAUGAACUGAAAAAUACACUAAUGCAAAUUAAGAGUGAAGAGGAUGUGUUUAAGGGAUUUCAAAAUUUUCUGGAAUUAUUUGACUACCUCUACAUGGAUGAAAGAUUAAAAUAUUUCAUGAAUAUCGAUUUGAAGAAAAAUUUAAAAAGCUGCCACAGUCUCCUGGACUUAGGAUACAUUCUUCUCAAAGUAGACAGCUUCUCUAACAUUUUUAACAGCUUCAAAUUGAAGUGGAAUACGAGUAUGCAUGAUGAAUGGAAAAAGAAGCUACUAAAAGGACUUGGUAUUUUCAACGAAUUUUAUGACAUAAAAUGGGUGACAGAUUCGUAUACAAUUUAUAGGUAUGAAGAAGACAUGAUAGAAUCAGCUUCCCUUGUAGAUAAGGUCCUACAGAAUGGAAACAACUUGCUGUUCUAUAGUAGCCUCAUGAAUAUCAUCGAUGAGAAAAGGUCUUUCUUAAGAAAUGGUAUGUACGAUGCACAUUUGUUUAGCGACAUUUUUAAAAAUAUGGAUGUGGAGAAUUUAAACAGAGAUGCUUUACUGUACGACUUUUGUUCGAACAAAAAUAUUCUGAAGGAGUACCUCUUUCAUGAGAAUAACAAGAGGCUAAUCUGCAACAAUGACUGUAGCGACGUGACGGACAAGUAUAAGAAUUAUAUAAGCGAGUGUUUUGUGAAUGGAGGCAGCAUGAAGGGGUACGAGGACCACUACUCGGCGUACGACACCGUGGAGGAGGCCAAUGUGACGAAGGAAAGGAAGUCCAGAAAGUACCACACGUAUGAUAGGUCCUCUUACAGGGUCAGCUCCAAGCAGUACAUCCCGCUGUUCAAAAUUUCGAACGACAUGUAUAACAGCGUAAACGAUUCCAACAAGGGGGGUAGCCCUUCGAAGUUCGCGCCCAUUGGGGCGGCAAAUGGUGCAACAAAUGGUGUGGCAAACGGUGCGGCAAGCACAACCGCUAACGCUAUCGCUACGGCUAUCGGCAGAACCUCACAUAAUGAGAGCAACGGCAGGGAAGAAAUAACCCCAGAGGAUGCCCCGUGCAGCAGCGCGUCCAACUACUACCAAAGUGGCAGUAACAACAAAAAUGAAUUCGUGCACAGCGGAAUGCAAAGCGGAAUGCACAGCGAAGAAGACAUCAACGCGGAGCACAGCUUGACAAAACAUAGCUCGAUGCGCUCUAUCAAGUUAGACAUCGGGGGAGAUAAUCAUCACGUGAGUAACAACAAUGCAACGUGUAAUAGAAAAAAAAGCCAAUUCUUGUGUGGGAAGCAGCUGAGAAAUGCCCUCUUCAUGUUGCAGGGGAAUUGCGAAGAGGAGAGCAAUAAUGGAAACGCCUUGAAGCAGCAUUUUCCAUAUGAAGUUUCCAAAACGUACGGUCAUAAAAACGGGAAAAAUACGAAUGACUUCAUCACCGAGGAGGAACGAGAAAAUUCGAUCCACUGCCAAUUUAGUAGCAACAAAAAUGACAUGGCAAAAAAUUAUAUCGAUGAAAAUAAUCACUUUAACAAAAUAAACAACAGAUAUGAUAAGAACAAAAAACGUUCUAUGCUGAAUAGCGUUUCGAAGAAACACAAAUGGAACCCCCCCACUGCGUCUGACCAUUACUAUAAGAAGCAUUCUUUGGAUGGAAGUUUCCUCCGCGAUGAGUAUAACGAUCAAAAUGACAAAAUGGAUGAUGAAUAUGACCUCAUGUGUGAGUUGCAAUUUAUAUCCAAACCAUGCGACAAUGAUAUGAUAAGAGAAGAAUGCAACAAAAUUUGGCCACACACACUUGACACCUAUGUGCUACAUAUAUACGACUUGAUAAGUAGCUAUAUGGACUCUUCAGAAAAAAUAAGUUUAUUUGUAUACCACGCAUUUGAUAUGGAAAAAAUAAAAAAAAAACUCCCAUGUAAAACUUCCCAAUUGUGGAAAAGAAUAAACAUGUCCUUGGAUGACUUCAUUGAGGAAAUAAAAAAGGUUCAUAAUUUUACCAUGAGAAUUGUAUACCAAAGUAAUUACAAAAGAUAUGGGAUGUUUCCUCCAAACUUCAAAAAAUAUUUUGUGCUUUCUGAUGAAUGUCUAAGAUAUAUAGCAAAAAAUAAAAUGGUUAUGACUGUGGAUUAUUACAAAACCAAUGUGUACGAAAAGAAUAAGCAUCUCUUUUUGAAAAUUAUUCAGGACCGUAUCACUUUGUUGAAUAAGUUUAAUACGUACUUUGAGAGUUGCCUGCCGAUUACGGCUGUAUUAUUUAACAAGCCCGUGAUUCAUCUGGAGGAGCAUGGGUUGCGCACCUUGGAAUGUCCUUUGUGUUUUUUCGCGGAUGGGGAUAAGUUUCUACCGUGGAGUGCCAUGAAGGUGAAAAAUGGAGGCACGCGCAUGGGAAGCGGCUGCUUAAAUUCGCAUGUGAGAAUCGACACGGACAGUAGCGAGGGUAGGAACGCCUCUGAGGGGAUUGACCAUGUCGGAAGUGGCAAUGUAAGAAGUGGCAAUGUAAGAAGUGCCAACCCGUGUGCGAGAACGCGAAGGAGAAAGGACGCGUAUGAAGAUCCCACCGGACUGAACGACCAGGGUGGACCCAAGGAGAGCAUCACCAACGUAGCGUCAAAAGUGGAACAAGAUGGAAAAAACAAAUGGAACAAUUUGGUCAAUGCUGACUCCGAGAAAAACGAUCAUAACAGCGCGUCUACUGAAAAAAAUAAUUCUAUCGUAGAGGAAGAAGGAUUGAUGUACAAAAAUGGCCCCUCGCAGAGAAAAGGCGAGUGCAGAAGCAUUAGCGUGGAAAAUGAGUUUAUUAGAGCCAAUUUGGAAAAUGUGCAGAAAGGAAACCCAAAUGGAAACUUCUACACUAGUGGGGAGAGCGAAAAGGAAACCCAAGAGGACUCAUUGGCAGACUGCAUAAGACACUGUAAAAAUGGGUACACCUCCAGUAAAAUGGUUUUAGCGAUGGGCUCUUCGGACCUCCCCGUACAGCUGUCCUCCUACCUGUUUGUUAAGAAGUUGCUUAAACAUGACACCUCCUUAAAAUUGUGGAAGGAUUGUUUGAAAAAUAUCACCUCGUCCAGCUCGGAGAAAUCCAAUUUAACGCUUAGAAUAGACAGAGGCAUGGCUGCAACGGCGAAAAAUAUUGCUCACACGAUGUGGUACCAAAGUACGUACUCUUUGCUAAACAUAGACACACAUAAAUUAAGAGGAAAGCCAAGGGAUAGACCUUUCAUGGUGGUAUUUAUAGGAGAAGGAGCAACCGAUUUUGGAGGUCCCUUUCACGAAUUUCUUUCUUCCAUUUCGAGAGAAGUUAUGGGCAAAUUGUCAGACUCCCCUGAUAAAAGCUUACCCAUAUUUCCUCUGUGCAUUCCGUGCCCUAACUACACCCAAGCAAUGGGAGGACGCCAAGAUACCGUUAUCAUUAACCCUAAAAUUAACUCGUACAAUGUUAAAGAAUCCGAUUAUGUUGGCGAAAUAGACAUGAUUGAUAAUUUGGAAAACUUUAGGUGGCAGAUACUGCACAUAUACAAUUCGAUACGAAAUAUGAAAAAGAAAUUACACAAGUCGCAGAACAGCAUGUACCAGGGGGGUUAUAAAUCCAAGGAAGGAAAUGAUUCUUUGGAUGAGGAGGAAGGACAAAAUGGGGAAGAUCAGCACCUGUAUGAUGAGGACUUCUCGGGAGGUAAGAAAGACGCUAGAGAAAAGUUAACCGAUAAAAAUGGAGAUAGUCACAGCCAUGAGAAUAGGAGUACCCAAAAUUGUAACAUAAAUGCAAGUGGGACAUUGGAGAGAGCCACUCCAUCACACAGCGAGGGAAAUGAAAAGGGGAAUAGCCAUGUUGACAAUUACGAUUGUAUGGGGUCUGCAGGAAGACAUGCGGAGGAUGCUAGCAGCAGUGGAAGUGGCAGUCCAGAGGGCAAACACAACAACAUCGGGGAGGAACUGCCCGGAGAUAUGCUUCCCUUACAUGGGGGAGACAAGCUAGCCAAUCGGGGCGCAAGGAACAAUGACAAAAUGUACCUCUUUGGCAGCAAAAAAUCUGUUACAUUUGAAAAAAUACAGCAAGGCAAUAAGAUGGACUUCCAUGUGGAUAACAAAUACGAGCAAAGUGGCUCAUACGAAAAUUGUGACUACGACAGCGAUGUGCUCGAAAUUGUGAACAACAUAUCGCUCAAAACGAGACAUGAUUUCUUGAACAAAAUAUUAAAGAAGAAAAAAACGAAACGGACGAAAAAAUCGUAUGUAGCGAAAUGGACCAGAAAAAUGUCCACUCUGACAGUUUCAAAAAGAAUAGCAAAAAUAGCAAAAAAUAUGAUUUGA